AUGCCGCACUUGAGUACUGUCAAAGUAUGGCUGCACCUUAGCCAGAUCGUGCUGACCCUGUUGACUAUAUGCACUGUUGCGCCUGUCAUUGCAACUGAAAUACGAUUCUACGGUGGUAGUCAAGCAGGGCCAAACUGGACGCUGGUUGUCGCUGUUUUUACAAUCUGGAUCCCAUUACUGCUGGUGUAUUUUCCUUGGGCCUAUGACAGGAAAAACAAGUUCAAGCGGAUCGGCAAGUUCUGCUUAAAGCCGAGAACAAACUUGAUCUUUACGGGCUUUUGUUCUUUAAUGUGGGCAGCAGCCGGUAUUGCCAUGGCAGUGCAUGCCAACAACCCUGAGCACUGCAAUGUUGACAGCGAACUUGCAGACAGUGACGGCGACUAUGCAUCGGCAUGGUCAGCACAGUGCAACUGUGCCAAGGCUGCAGCCGGGUUUUCUUGGAUCACUUGUUUCAUAUGGAUAGCUACGCUGAUCUGCAGCGUGAUUAUAUUUUGGAACGAGAAGCAGCUCAUCCAAAAGAAUCUUCGUGAUCACGAGCGGAACAAGCAGGAAGCUGCUUCGGCGCAGCAGGACGAAGAGAUGGCAGAGAGCGACGUCAUGAUGGAUCACGGAGUAGAGCACGAAGAAGAACACGCUAAAUAUCAAGUGGCAACAGCUGUGACAACCGAUGUUCCACAACAACCGCAACAGCAACAGCAGUUUCCGUACAACACCUACUAUCACCAAAGUCCAACUCCACCUCCUCAUCAACCUGGCGCAGCGACAAUCGCACCUGUCCAAUAUCCACAGUACCCGCAGUAUCGUGCCGAAAGCGCCACUCCUCCGAUGACCAUGCCACACACUCAGUACUAA
Zychaea mexicana is the source of this 852-nucleotide messenger RNA. RefSeq lists its product as uncharacterized. The transcript is spliced from 3 exons. The record is from RefSeq and is a predicted model, not a curated record. The coding region runs from base 1 to 852 and encodes 283 amino acids. Gene Ontology annotation, cellular component: membrane. Lineage: Eukaryota; Fungi; Mucoromycota; Mucoromycetes; Mucorales; Lichtheimiaceae.